AAAUCCUGAUAUAUUCAGAAAUAUAAAUAUACGGACCUCGCGCUGCGUCAAAAAGUGCAAAAGCAAAUGGAAAGCGGAAUGUGAAAUAAGUUUUUUUAACAACAUAAAGAGUCUAGUUAGAAGAAUCGCAUAAUAGAACGUUAAAAAGAUGUUUACACUUCAACAUGCAAUCUUGCGACGUCUCAGCAAUGUUUCAACUUUUUAUAUUAUACGGAAUAUUCAUUCACACCUAGUACUUCGGAAGGAAUAUACCACCAAUAAGAACGAUAUGACAAACACUAAUCACUCUAUUCCCUUUUAUUACUCCACGAGCAGUGAUAGAGAGGAAAAUGAGAUAUUAUUGGAACCGGUGAGAUACAUUCUUCAAGUUCCCGGAAAACAAGUAAGAACGAAUUUAAUAAAAGCCUUCAAUUAUUGGCUAAGGAUACCGGACGACAAGCUCCAAACGAUCGAUAAUGUAACAACAAUGAUACACACUUCGACCGUUAUGAUUGAUGAUAUUCAAGAUAAUUCCAAUUUGCGAAGAGGCAUUCCUGUCACACAUUCGAUUUAUGGACUCCCUGACACAAUAAAUGCUGCAAAUUAUGUGUCUUUUGUUGCAUUGGAACGAAUUAUUAAUUUACUACAUCCAAAGGCGGUGAAAGUGUAUAUGGAACAAGUACUGGAGUUUUAUAGAGGUCAAGGGACGGAGGUCUUUUCGAGAAUUAAUUUAAUUUGUCCAACUGAAGCAGAUUACAAGGCGGUAGCAAUCAAGAAGGGUGGGAUCAUCAUCCACUUGGUGCUAAAAUUGAUGCAAUUGGUCUCAACUUAUGAAGAAGAUUUUUCAUUACUAACAAAUACCUUUAAAGUAUGGUAUCAAAUACGUGAUGAUUAUUGCAACUUGUGCCUUGAUGAAUACACCAACCAGAAAGGGUAUUGUGAGGAUUUGACCGAAGGGAAAUUUAGCUUUCCGAUUAUCCAUGCGCUUACACACAAUCCAGACGAUAAGGAAAUAAUAAGUAUUCUAAAACAACCGACAAAGGAUGACGAAAUAAAACGUUAUUGCGUUCAAUUAUUAGAGAAAUAUGGUUCCCUUGAAUACACGAGAAAUGUUAUUAAGGAACUGGACUCGAUCAUGAGGACUGAAAUUCAACGUUUAGGCGGUAACCCGCCUUUUGUGAGGCUUCUGGAUCAACUCGAUAAUUGGGAUAACAAAAACGUGCCUAAGAAUCACUUAGCUGGGACGUCAUGAAUUUACGAUUAUCUCUUUUUUGUAAAAACAGCAGAAACCUAGCCUUAUACAUGCCUUUUUCAUAAUGUUAUACAAGAUAUUUAUAUUAAAGGUAAAACAGUCAAGAUCCUAGUGAGUAAUACUUCGUCGAUCUAUGUCGAAUCGAUGUCAAAUUGACGUCAAUUUGACGAUGCAUGUCGUUUCGACAUCGUUUCGACAUCG
Vollenhovia emeryi is the source of this 1432-nucleotide messenger RNA. RefSeq names its product geranylgeranyl pyrophosphate synthase-like. Gene Ontology annotation, biological process: isoprenoid biosynthetic process. Bases 149 to 1231 code for a protein of 360 amino acids. The transcript has 8 exons. NCBI's taxonomy places the organism in Eukaryota, Metazoa, Arthropoda, Insecta, Hymenoptera, Formicidae. Gene Ontology annotation, molecular function: prenyltransferase activity. The record is from RefSeq and is a predicted model, not a curated record.